Molecule: messenger RNA, 1908 nt
Organism: Cadophora gregata
Lineage: Eukaryota; Fungi; Ascomycota; Leotiomycetes; Helotiales; Ploettnerulaceae
Exons: 7
Coding region: 1-1908 (635 amino acids)
Biological process (GO): proteolysis
Molecular function (GO): tripeptidyl-peptidase activity; serine-type endopeptidase activity
Source: RefSeq, a predicted model, not a curated record
AUGUUGAUGCCCUCGCUUGUUGCUGUUCUGGCCAGUGGCCUCGUCCUCGAGACGUUGGCAAGUCCCAUCUCCCACUCUGUCGGAACCAAGCGAGAGAUUCCCGCAUCGCACAGCUUGCACGAGCGCCAUUUGCCUCAAUGGGGGCAUCAAUGGACGAAGAAGUCCAAGGUUCCGAGCAGUCAGGUCUUCCCGAUGAGAAUUGGCUUGAAGCAGCACAACCUUGAAGCUGGUCACAACAGAUUGAUGGAGAUCUCAACUCCAGGAUCUGCAAAUUAUGGCAACCACAUGACUCCGGAAGAAGUCAUUGAAUUCUUCGCCCCUCGCCAGUCUUCGACUGAUGCAGUCAUGGAUUGGCUUGUUUCAUCUGGCAUCAGUGCUGACCGAUGUGCACCAUCAGUCAACAAACAAUGGAUUCAAUUCGACGCAACCGCCGAAGAGGCCAACAACCUGCUGUUCGCCGACUUCUACCUCUGGGAGCAUUCUUCUGGUGUGCACGAUGUGUCAACUGAGGAAUACCACCUUCCUUCUCACAUUCAGGAACAUGUUGAUUACAUUACUCCUGGUACCAGACUCCGCCACAGAAAUGCCAAGAUUAGCUCAGGUGAUGAGCUGACCAAGCGAUUCUCGAGCACUUUGAGUUCUGGAAAGGCCAAGCCAUUCAUCACCAAACUUCCCGGUUUCCCUCAGACGAAUGCUACCAACUGUGACAUUUAUGUUACAGCUGAUUGCACGAGAGUUCAAUAUGACAUCCCGAAAGCCAGCAAGUCGGCCCCUGGGAACAAACUCGGCAUCUACGAGAGUCUCGAUGUUCAUUAUAGCAGAGCCGAUCUUGAUGUUUACUACAGCCACCUUUACCCUAACAUUCCCAACGGCACAUACCCGGAGGAACGUCUGAUUGACGGUGCCAUUGGAGCAACAGAAGACACACCACUCUUUGUGACUACCGACGCACUUGAAGCAGCGCUUGACUUUGAUGCAGCUCAACCACUCAUUUAUCCCCAGGGUCUUGUCUUGUUCCAAGAAGAUGAUGAGUAUUAUGAGUUCAAUGGAGGUUACAAUGGUUUCUGGAACAACUUCCUCGAUGCUAUUGAUGGCAGCUACUGUACCUACAGCGCUUUUGGCGAGACCGGAAACUGCAAAGUAAAGGAAUGCCUCGACCCAGUCUACCCCGACCCUAGCCCAGGCGGCUACAAGGGACAACUUCAAUGCGGCGUCUACAAGCCCACUAAUGUAAUCUCCAUCUCUUACGGCGGAAGCGAGGCCUCCUUUCCCGACUACUACAUCAAGCGUCAAUGCAACGAAUGGAUGAAACUCGCCCUCCAAGGCGUCACCAUCGUCAUGUCCUCAGGCGACUCCGGCGUUGGUGGUGAAACCUGCAACGGCGCCUCCGGCAAGAUCCUCGACCCGGAUUACGCCUCUUCAUGUCCGUACGUCCUCUCCGUCGGCAGCACAGAAUGGGAUCGCUUUUCUCCAUCUACCGUCCCUGUCGCUGGUCAGAAACUCAAGGAGGUUGCUACGGCGAGAUUCCCGAGCGGUGGGGGAUUUUCGAAUGUUUUUGGGAUUCCGAGUUAUCAGCGCGAUGCCGUGGAUGCGUAUUUUGACCAGGUGGAGGAUACUCUGGGCUUCAAGGGAUAUCAUCAUUAUGUCCAGAAUGGCGAUUUCAGUAGUGUGACUGGUGGGAUCUAUCAUCAUGGUGGGCGUGCGUAUCCCGAUGUUGGUGCUGUUGGUGAUAGACAGGUUGUGUAUAAUAAUGGGUCGUGGUGGUUGGUGGGAGGGACUUCGCUGUCCGCGCCUGUUUGGGGUGCGGUUCUCAACUUGGUCAAUGAGGAGAGAAUUGCGGCAGGGAAGAGCACUGUUGGGUUUAUUCACCCGGUUUUGGUAAGUCUCCUCUUGUUCCAACAGAAGUGA